This is a messenger RNA of Ipomoea nil (Japanese morning glory), 1041 nucleotides long. Its product is annotated as RING-H2 finger protein ATL74-like. NCBI's taxonomy places the organism in Eukaryota, Viridiplantae, Streptophyta, Magnoliopsida, Solanales, Convolvulaceae. The transcript is spliced from 2 exons. Bases 310 to 882 code for a protein of 190 amino acids. Gene Ontology annotation, biological process: protein ubiquitination. The record is from RefSeq and is a predicted model, not a curated record. Gene Ontology annotation, molecular function: transferase activity.
GUCCACCAAAUAGUCUAAUGCGUUUCCAAUCCUCUUGCACCAAUUUCUGCCAUGAACAAAUCCUAUAUCUUUCAUCAGUUCUUGCUCCAACUUCCCUACUAGCUAGCUAGCAGCCUGCAAUUAAUCUGGUCUCGAUCAGUCCGAGGAGGAAGAUGAUGAACUCCCUUCUCUCCAUCUCCUUUGUCGUUCGGUUUGCUUCAGAAUUUCAUCUCAGAAAACCAGCCGCCUCUGCUUACAUGGCCUGAUCAUAAUCAUGGUUUUUUGGAGUGUAGAAUUUCAGUUCACAGUUUGAAGAAUCAGAGAAAAAGAAUGGAUUUUUAUCACCGCCCGCACCGGCUGCUGCUGGAUAAACGUGUGGAUUUGCAGCACAAAAAUGGGAGCAGCAGGAUUAUCCGCCAUGGCUAUGGAAACGAAGCAAGCUUUGAUACUAACAUGGUGGUCAUCCUAGCGUCUUUGCUUUGCGCUCUCAUCUGCGCCCUGGGGCUCAACUCGAUUCUCCGGUGCGCCAUGAGGUUUAGCAGAAGGUUUUCUUUCGCGGAGGAGGAGGAGGUGGCGGGCGGCGGCGGGGUGAAAAGGAGCCGGCUGAGGGAGAUUCCGGUGGCGGUUUACGGCUCCGGAGUGGAUAUUCCGGCCACCGACUGUCCGAUUUGCUUGGGGGAGUUCGUGGAUGGCGAGAAGGUUAGAGUUUUGCCUAAGUGUCGCCAUGGGUUUCAUGUAAGGUGUAUUGAUAGGUGGCUGGCUUCACACUCUUCUUGCCCGACGUGCCGCCGAUCUUUGCUCGAUCAACCUGCACCGUCCGAUGCACAAGAUGCUGCGGCUGCGAUUUCGUCUGGUGCCCAUGCUACUAUGCCUGCAGGGGCUGCAGGUGAUGAUGCUGGUUAAAGUGCAAGAGAUAAAUAUAUCAGAUAUACCUACUAAGGUUUGAAGUUAGUUUUUUUUUUUUUUUUUUUUUUUUUUUUUGUGUUUUUUUUUUUCCUAAUCUUUGUAAUUUAAGUUGUAUAAUAUGGUGCCUGAGUAUUUAGAACGGUUAGUUUAAGAAAC